This is a messenger RNA of Amoebophrya sp. A120, 41483 nucleotides long. The record is from the annotation of a GenBank genome assembly. NCBI's taxonomy places the organism in Eukaryota, Dinophyceae, Syndiniales, Amoebophryaceae.
AGGAGAGCUGUCGUUCUAUGUCGAUAGUCCGACCCCCAUUUCUCUCCUGAUAACUUUAACUGCAGCAAAGUAUAUGAAAUAACUCCACGUAUCAAAAAUUGCAAAUUCUGACUACUUUUCUGUCAACAAAUCAAUAAAAAUUUUUAUCGUUAAAUCAAGUUUAUCUUCAACCUCAUCUUCCACAACAAAAAAUCUAAACUAACCUCUUCUUGCUACUUGCUUGUGAAAGAACACGCCAUCCAAAUCAUUCACAUCUCAUUUCUAUUUCACUACUCAACUACACCCUUGGUUCUGUCUCACAGGAGACAGACGUGUAGUCAGCACCGGAGUAACUAAGAUGAUGAAGAUGCUGGACGUCUUUGACACAACGACGAACUACAAAGCCGUCUGCAGGGGCCGCGGGCUGCUGCGAAGGAUGUUCCUACUGUUCUCGUUGCAAGGGGCGGCGAAGAUCGUGUUGGCGACACUGUACACCAUGAGCCCGCGGACGGUGCACAAGGAAUGCCUGGAAGACUUUAAGGACGCGGGGAACUCGCGGCGAGUGUAUUCCUGUAUGUACCGGUGCGCGGAUUAUUACGUGAAUUGCUUCGGGAUGAUGCGGAACAGCGACUCGUCGGUUGUGGGACUGCACGCGGGUGCCCAAUUCGAUCGCAGCAAUUUUGGCAGCUACCUGUGCAAGCCCGGCUGCUUCGAGGCGUUCGCGGCCUACGAGAAGUGCGCCCGGAUGUCCGGUAUCAAAUGCAAAAAUGUCUGGGUCUGGAAACUUGUGAUGCUGAAUUGCGCAUGAUUGAAGCGGUUCCAAUGGCAGCCAAGCAUGACAAGUUUUUGAGUAGAGGCCUUCUGAUGCCUAGCACGCAUUACAAAUUGCGUUUUUGCAUGACAAAGAAAGCCGCUCUUUUGCUGCUCAUGCAACACAGAUUUUCCAGGAAUGCACGACACGCAUUACAAGCUCCACUUUUCCAGACCCAGACAUUUUUACAUUUGAUAUCCGGCGUGGACAAUCGGGACGGGAACGGCGUUCGCACGAACCAGGAACUGGACGCGCUGUACAACAACCACUGUGCUUGGUACGAUUCUACCAAAACGGAAACCGUGCUGCUCCUCAAGUACGGCCUGCACAUGAAUUUCAUGGACUCGCAUUACAACCAGGCCGGGGAGGUCACGGAGCCGGACAUGUUUCUGAUCGAGGACCAACUGCAAACGGACACGGCGGUGGACAACGUUUUGGGGCGGCCUUUGAAGGACGGCCUGCGCAGAUACAUGCAGGAGACCGACAACAAUUACUACGCAAUGCUGUCCGGGGGGGGAUACGAGAAGCCCGCGUACUAUGGAUGUGUCAGAGUUGAAAUCGACAAAGUUGAAAUAAUUUGUCAUGCAUAAAAUGGAUGCCAGUUGGAACCCUGUUUCCUUCCAAGUGGCGCAUGACAAAUUUCGGUGGUCCCUAGAUCCAGUUUGUCAUGCUGUUUAGGCAAAGAAGAGUGAUUUUCUCAUGCUACUUUAGCAGCUCGAGCUGUAACCCCAAACAGGCUCACAAUCGACAUCACUUGCCUGCUCUGCAACACACGCACCUCGGGCCAUGCAUUUUAUGCAUUACAAAUAUAUUAUUUCAACUUUGACGAUUUCAAACCUGACGCUUCCAUACGUACGACUACGGCCCGAGUGGAAACUUCACGAACAGUAUCAAAAGUAAAAAUGUCUGGGUCUGGAAGAAUGCAAGAUUUGUCAUGCUUGUUUCGCAUGACUCUUAAAUCUGUCAUGCACAUUUUUACCCAAGAGAGAGAGACCCAUUUUUCUGUCAUGCAGAAAGGCAGUCUGUCAUGCAGAAUAGGCAUAGCACCUAGAAGCUCAGAUGAAACUUGUCAUGCUGAGCCAGCACUUGUGGCCUCCUGAUGAAUGUUACGGCACCCAGCAUUACAAGUUCUUUCCAGACAUGAUCCAGGGAUAAUAUUUGCAUUUGAUAAACAGCGUGAAGAUUACGGCCGCGAAUUUCAACCUGGCCAAAAGCAAUUACGAAUUCCAAAAUUCCCCUCAAGCCCAGGACAACCACCACGGCGUUCUGAUGCAGGUGCGCAACCUGAGCGGUGCCAGCGAGGCCGAGGCGUUGCGCAGGUUUCUGAGUUUUGACGACUGGUCUUCGCAUUGCGGGGACGUUUUUACCGGGACGAUAUCAAAUGCAAAAAUGUCUGGGUCGUCUGGAAACAUGUAAUAAACUUCUGAUGCAGCGUAUUUGAGACCAGAAAAAAAUCUCUCACCCAUGGACCGCAAAAGUUGCUCAUUUCUUGCCACGACCAUAACAAGAGGGCACUUGUCCUCCUCACGCGGAAGAUUAGGCAUCGCCUAACCUGCUCAAAACCUGUGCUGCAGCUAGGACUUGCAUGCUAGACCUUCUGUGUCAUGCACAAAAAGCCCCUUCGCACUUCUUUUCCAGACCGAGACUGUUCAUGCACAAAAAGCUGCCCUGUACUGCUGCCGAUGCGUAGAUACUAAUACAGCUAAACUGUCAAUGUUGUCUCUGCUUGUUCAAAACCAAAAAACUGCUCUGCUACAGUGCUGCCGAUGAUUAUACUACUUUGAAUUGAUGCGGUUUUACAGGUAUUGCUUGGAUCGAUCUUUGAUUAGGGAAGCGCGUGCGGAAUGUAGUGGACGCGAUUGAUUUAAAACGAUUAAGCUACUGUGUGGAGUUAGAACUGUGCUGCCUACUGAUUUGUUGUUAGAUGUGUGCUACGCUUGGGACCUGACUGCGUAUUUUACUCCGCCAGAAACAUGGUGAUAAAAGCUAGCGCGCGCGCGCGCGUUUGAGGGCAAUGGCGAAUAAUGCGCAGGAUUGGAAUGUGUAUUACAAUGACCGAAGGGCCGCAUACGGGGCAGUGAUGCCCGGCAGGCAGGGCGAGGGAGAAUUUACAAGGACCGAACUGCAGCGCACUCUGGCUGCUGCUCACACGGAAACUCGCUCUCUAUGGCCACUCUGUUUCUGCUAGCAGUCCGUUGGAAUGCAGAUGACCGAGCGACUGCCGACUGUUCAUCGUCGUAGUGCGGCGCGUAGUGCGUCGUAGCGCGACCGCGGCUACGCGGAACGCUGCGGGGCUAGCGCGGAACCAUACAAAACGACGGCGCAGAGGCAUUGUAGGUCCCUUCGCGUCCGGGGGUACCGGGAAGUCCUGGGGGCCCCGUACCGGACGGUAGAACCAGUUUCGCAAGGGUCCGCCGGGAAAGCAGCGGACCAUAAAACAUACCAAAUUUGUAUGAGAAAGCGAUUUAUAGGCACGCUUUCUUCUAGGACAAUUAGGGGCAGGCCCCUUCGUGUCCCGACAUACAAAUAUAAUAUGGGGGGUCUCAGGAAUACUGGUUCACAUGCUAGACCUUCUGUGUCAUGCACAAAAAGCCCCUUCGCACUUCUUUUCCAGACCGAGACCCAGACAUACAAAUUCUUCGUAUUUUAUGGUCCGCAGUUUUCCCUGCGGACCCUUGCGAAACUGGUUCUACCGUCCCGUACGGGGCCCCCAGGACUUCCCGGGCCCCCCGUGCGGGAAGGGACCUACAAUGCCCCUGCGCCGUUGUUUUGUAUGGUUCCGCGCUAGCCCCGCGGCGUUCCGCUUAGCGGCGGCCGCGCUACGCCGCACUACGACUACGCACAGUCCGCAGUCGCUCGGUCAUCUGUAUUCCCGCGGACUGCUAGCUAAAAUACAGACGCCAUUGAGAGCAAAUGUCCAUGUGAGCAGUGGCCAAAGAGCACUGCCGCUUCCUCGGUCAUUGUGUGAGUGUUUUCCCUCGCCCUGCGUGCAGGGCUGCACUUCCUCAGGCGCGGCCUCUCGGUCGUUGUUGUAUGCGUGCCGCGUAUUAUUUGCCCUUGCCCUCGAACUACGCGCGCGCGCGCGCUAGCUUCAGUCAACCUUUGUGCGAAGCAAGACGUCCCGCAGCCAGAUCCCUUGUGCUGCGCGCGCGCGCGCGCGCGCUCCUGCUUGUGGUAACCGCAAAGCCGCAGCGCGCCGUUUCUGUACGAGUUUUUCUCAUGCCACAAUGAACAUUCAAUCACAGCCGCACCACUUUCGCUCCACAUACAAACAAGCUGUAUGUUCCGCGCAGCACAGACAAAUACUGGGCGUUGUCAGACCAAGCUUUUCUGGUUAUAGGUUUUGUUGUCUGUUUUCUAAGCUUUUUUCUGUUCUAGGUACCCUUCGCGUCCCGGGUGCCUUUCGUGUGCUGCUUCACAUGCUAGACCUUCUGUGUCAUGCACAAAAAGCCCCUUCGCACUUCUUUUCCAGACCGAGACCCAGACAAAACUGCGGCCUCCUUAGGCAGCGGCGACCCCAGAGGAACUGCCGGCGGGGCUUGUCCCAGGGCGGCGUAAAUGGCUAGUUGGCCGGGCGUGAACCCGCGGCGGGAUCGAAGGUAGCCCGCUACUUCGAUCUCGCCCACGCCCUGCGCCAGUCGCUUCCUGCAGACGAAACCACCCGCCGCGGGUUUUGGGUUUGUCGUCAGUGGGACGCGACCGGCCUGCCCCCGCUGGCAGGCAGAGGCGUCCACGCCAGCAGUGUCAGCAUACAGCUGCUGCCGCACCUGUUCGGCGGCUUCCCCGGGCGGUGCGCCAACCACAUACCAGAAUUGAAACUUUUGCGCACUGGUCUCGGUGACCAGCCGCGGCUCCCCGGCGCCGGCCGGGAAAACCGGGGGAGCCGGCGCCUAGAUACUACUUGUGUAUGAAAUAAUGCCUUUUCUUGACCUCCAGUGCCUGCUUUUAGUGUGUUUCUACCUUCCUUGUCUACGGGUGCGCGAAUAAAAUUAUGCUUGAUAGCUGUGGGGUGCGAGCUGUUGCUCUCUGAUAACUGUGUGCUACGCUUGGGACCUGGCUGCGUUGUGUAUUCCACCAGCAGAAUUACGAACAAAACUAGCGGCGCGCGCGCGGUGAGGACCUAUUGCGGAUCGAUAUUUUGUUAGUGCAGGCCGAUAUUUUGUUAGUGCAGGCGGCGCUUCGAAAACAUACAGGGACCGAGUUUGUUUCGCGUGCGCGCUUUGGUAGCUAACAGAACUUUCUCGCACCUGCUUAGCACUCUUGCUGCAGAGUCUACUGAAAGCGGAAAAGACCGAGGCGUAGUUCCUUUCUCAAUGUUUUUCACUGAGUGGUUGUUUUGUUUUGGUUACGCAGCCACGUGUCGCAGUCGGACAAAACCAGGGCAAUAUAAAACGAGGGCGCAUGCACAAAAAGCCCCUUCGCACUUCUUUUCCAGACCGAGACCCAGACAAAACUGCAUUUGAUAGAUGGCCAACUACUGCAAGUCUUUUGUGGACUGGGCACUGCCCAGCUCGUGGGGCCAUUUCCAACAGCUUACCUAUGACCCGAAUUUUUAUUGAGAGGAAAAAUCCCUAUCCCCCCACGUCGACCCCAACAUAUGUAUCGAAAAGGUAUGUUUCCGAAAAUUUGUGUUGCUGAUUCGAGACCUCCGCAGAUAGCGCGUGCCUUGGAAGAAGACAAGCGCAGUAGAGGCUUCCGCGCCAUUAUGGAAGCGAUUUAGCAUGCUGCUGGGGCUGGGCCACCUAGUAGACAGGAGCCGUUUGUAAUGCUAAACAACUAGACCCACACGCCCCGACCUAGGCUGAGGAUCUGGCUGCGAUGCCGUACUGCACGACAGGGCGCGUUUUUUGUCUGUGUACGGAAAUCCAGCAUCAGAAACUGCGUCCCAGGAGUUGGCCUUGGCACUGCUGUCUCUGCUCUCGGUAGCGAUCGCGCUGUCCAAAAUUCUUUCAUGACGCUUACCGGGUUGCACGUGGUUCAAGGUUUAUAGCAUGUUUCGUUACUGAUACUGGGACGCCCUGCCCUUAGCCUUCCAAAAUCAGAAACUUCGUCUCGAUAUGGGGAGCGGGGAUUUUUCCUUUUGAUAGCUUUCGGAUUUUGCUUGGUUUUGACGGUGCGGUCGGGACAUCCCGGCUGUCCAGAGCCAUGACGCACGCCAUCAACGCCGAUGUGCCGUUAUGCAAAAAAGAAACGUUGUUGGUGUUGGUGUAAUAAAUUUGUGAUGCGUAACAUGCAAGAAUCAAGGUGCUUGCGUCUGUGGUCAUGGUGGGCAAACAUUGUAGAGCCCAUAAUUCAAGGGCGUUUUGUUCACGUUGUACUGACCGCGCAUGACAGGUUUUUGCUGUCAUGCCAGAGAUAUUGAUUUGUAUUGUAAUGCUCGUCCUCCUAUCUCUAUCAAAUGCAAAUAUGUCUGGGUCUGGAAACGACUUGUAAUGCUGAACGGCCAUGAUUGAGCGCGCCUUUAAGAAGUGCAGUGCAGCAUGACAAAUGACAAAGCGUGCUCUGUCAUGCGCUGGACGCAUUGCAAACUGCGUUUUAUUUGCAUGACGAAAGAAGUGUGGUGCUUUUAUAAUUUGCUGCCUCUGCAAUACAAAUUUUUUAGCAGUGGUGCGAAACACGCAGUAGGUACACGCUCAAUUACCUCCUUUCCAGACCCAGACACAUUGAUACUUGAUGCAUUUGAUACCUCCAAAUCCAAAUCAAAUAAAGUUACACCUACAAAAAUCUUUUUUUCUUGGAUAGCCGUGUUUCCGAAUCGGAUCCUCGACGGCUCCCUGCAGGUUCAUGUACACCAACAAGCUGGAUUAUCCCACGAAGGAAUGUUUCAACACUGUGAUGAUUUUGCAAGAACCGCAUUACAAGUUUGUUAGUUACACAUGUUGACACAGAAAAUAAAUUUGCCAUGCACGUUUCCCAAGGGAUGAAGACACGCUUGAAACUCCAAUGUUCUAUGCAGGUGUAGCAAGAAGACAAAUAGUUGUGCGUUCCAUUUUCUGCAUCACAAGUUCACAGUGAAAGAACAGUUUUUUCUGGCGAUAUGGAUUCCACCCACCGCAUCACGAAUCCCUUGCACAUCCUCGGUGGGGACCAUCCGUCAUUUACCGACAAAGUGCCCGUGUACGGGAUCACGGGAGUGAUGCCCGGACAGACGGUCCGGUCUCCCGCUCCCCCGACCUACCAAUACAUGUACGCUUUUCGCCCGUCCGUCGCGAGCGACUGUGUGCACUGGAUGAAUUACUUCCCAGGAAAGGGUCACGCACUGCAAGCGGGAGAAUAUGUUCUCGGGACGCUUGUAUGGAUUGCAAGAGUGUCUGGGUCUGGAAGAAUGCAACUUGUGACGCUGCAUUUGGAUUCCAAAAAAAUCUGUAUUGCAUGAGUAGCAAAAGGAGUAUGUAUAUAAUUUUUGCUACAAGGAUAGGGCAUUUGUCAUGCGGAAUAAGCAUCAAGGUGCCCUCAAAAGAUCUGUGAUGCUAGGGCGUGCAUCACAGACAUCAUGGCUCACGCAAGACGUGCGUCACAAGUGGCGUGCCCGGGGAGUUUUGUAAAAACCGGACUUCGUCCGUCUCCGGGUGGCGUGCCCGGGGUUCAGUCUAAAUGAAUUUGCCCGGGAAAAUAACACUCAGCGGGGCAAUCAGGCUUACUCGUAGGCCAGUCGGGGUCUACCCUCUCUCCACGUCGUCACAUGUGGUUGUUGGGUUUUGUUGGCGUGUGUCAGGGGAUCCCUGUCUUUGGCAUUUCCCGACUCCUCCCAUGGGUUCACUUCGAUGAUUGCUGCCGGGGACGUUCUUUAUGCAGUCGGCUGGAUGAUUGACUGUGACCUGGCUCGUACUGUGAACGCAGCUGGAUGACUGUGACCUGGCUCGUCUUCGAUGGGCAGGCGGAUGACUGUGACCUGUCUCGCCCAUCAAGAUCCAUAGUCCCGAGCUCCUAGACGUUGCCUGGCCCGCGAAUGACUCCAGGGCAGCCGGAUGGCCGUGACCUGGUUAGAAAGGGCUUCGUCGAUCGAUUGUGCCACUAGGGCCUUGAGUUCCGGCUACUCCGGAUCGCAAUCGAUGGAGGGCGGGACCUGCACCGGCGACAGGCGCUAUCCAACCAACCAACCAACCAAGUCUCAGAAUCUUCCAGACCCAGACACUUUCGCAUUUGAUAGCUUGCGGGUGCGUUUUACACCUUCGAAGUCUGUUUGCAACGAUUAUUACAAUGAAAAAUGCCCUUGCCCCCCCACCUCAGAUAGAAUUAUUUGCAAAAGUUUCUGAUGCAAAGUUCUUUCCAAAUGAAAACGCUUCGUCUUGUUGCAUGAAAGGACCACCACUACGAGUCUCUCUGGUACAGAACCUAGGCGAGCAACAAGGCAAUAUCUUUUGUACAAGAGUAGAUCCGGCCGGUGCCGGGCUCUUUGCAAAAAAAAUUUCCUAGAGCCAUUCAGUAUGGGCAAUUUUUUGUGAUGCUGCUAUAUUAUGCGAGACGGGGUGGAAUGUUUCUAUUGGAAAGGGUUGAUGCGCAUUACAAGUACAUACAAAUGUUCCCAAGUUCUGGAUUGGGGGCAUUUUUCAUUCUAAUAGCAAUGCGCGAAUGAGGCGAAAUGCACCUUCUUCGUUUUCUAUCCACAGUAAAUUUAUUGUUCCUGUAUUACAACUACACACUGUACAAGAUGAAAUGCGGUUUGUUCUGCAUGACAAGAAGACUUGAUGCCUUCGAUCCUAGUUUCUUAGCAUGACAAAGGGCCGCUCCUGCAACAUGACCACCUAAAAAAUUGGCGAGAUUUGUGAUAUUUGUACGUUGAGGACAUCAUCUUCAUCAGUGUGCUGCGGAAAGUUAAGUGGCAAUUUACUGUGUCGAUAUUUUCACAAACAGCACCUCAGUGCCGGAGUGUUCCCUUCGCAACAGUACUGCGCCGAAUAUGGGACUGUCAAUUGUUACAUCCUCAACUGGUACAACAUGAAUUUGUAAUGCAAGAAUAGCAAAACUCAAAGGGGGUGGACAAGAAUGAAUUGCGCCCCUAGCAUUGCAAAUUCCGCACAGAAGAUUUUAAAUGCUGUUUAGCCCUCGUCCGGGAAUUUGUCAUGUGAAGUCGCUUCACCCCGUGGAUGUUGCAUGACAAAUCGUGUAAGAACAGUUGAGAACGUAACGUUUGAGAACGCCAUACCGCGUAUUCCCAUGGUGUCUGAUUCUACGAAAACCUUUGUGAAGAUUAUGACCUGCUCAAACGUUACAAUCUCGAGCGUUACAAUAGAGUCUGGAUUUUGUGUUGCGGGAUGAGCAUGACAGACGUGGACAACAGCACGCCACUUUCUGCAAUACAAAUUUCGCCGGCUUGUUGUAGUGCGGUUUGGGACUCCGGAACUUGUCAUGCGCAAUCCUAUGAGAGAGAGUCAGUUGGCUACAUAAUGCACCUCUUGCAUCACAGAUUUCGAUAUUCUAUGGUAACCGAUUUGAGAUUGUUGUAACACCUGAGCAGGUUAUAAAGAUGACCGACCGAUGCCGGGAGGACACCAAGAGUGGCAUGAUGGACGCGACAAGCCUCACGGUGUUACCCUGUGCAAAAGUAUCGUACUCGUAGUAAUAAUUCGCGAACAUGCAUGACAAAUCUUGCUCUUAAGAUAUUAAAUCCGCAUUACAAAUUUUAUUUUUCAGCAUGCUGAGAAAGUGAAAAUUUGUAAUGCAUUUAUACGACGAGUACCACGAUAGUACUUUCGCAAUCCAUAGGCGUUGAAGACGACCAAUUACAACCAGGGGCUCGACUAUCAAACAAAAAAAGUUCGUCACGAUCACUCAUGCGCGUUUUUGCAAUACAAAACUUUCUGUCAUGCGUAAAAAUGCAUCACAGCCAAACUUCAUAAGGGAUUUCCCUAGUAUUUCUGCAAUACAAGGAAAAGUUGGCAUGCUGAAAAAAUUUGCAAUGCAAAACCUGCAAGGUAGUGACUGUGACAAACUUUUUUCUCGCCAUAUCGACACCAACCCGCUGUUCAAGACAGCACAAGUGGCGCGGGUGAGCACGGCGCCCUAUGAGCCUGUGGACCUGUUUCAGCUGGACAAGAACCAGUUCGAGGUGACCAGUAACUGGGAGGUGCGCAUGGGAAUGAAGAACCUGACGGCGCGAACCGUUCCCAAUACCGUAACGGAAAACGACCCCGUGUACGGCAGCGCUCGGGUACGCGGCGCUUACAGCAGCACGGACUUUAUCAAUGUAGGGAAGGGUUACUGUACCGGCGAGGGGAUCAAGGGAUCCGAGGAACAGUUGGCGGUGACGUAUGAUGACUGUGUUAGAAAUAUCAACCGCAAAUAAAAUGUCUGGGUCUGGAAGAUUGCAACUUGUAAUGCUGUUUCUGGACGGUAAAAAAAUUUGCAUUGCAUGUGAACCAGCAAGAAGGGUAGGACUCUGAAAAGAUAAAGAUUUGCAUUGCAUGACCAGCAAGAGGGGUGCGAUUUGGGCUACACGGACAGGGCAUUUCUCAUGCGGAAGGUGCAUCAGGAUUGGUUCUAAAAACCUGUGAUGCUAGGGCAUACAUCACAGACAAUCAUGGGUCAUGAGAAAUAUGCAUGACAAAUCUUGCACAGUGUGUCGCACUUCGGUUUAGCAUGACAAAUCUUGCAGUCUUCCAGACCCAGACAUUUUUGCAGUGCAUAAAAAGUUGUGAGGAUCAGUCUAUUCGGAAGAACGGCGGCUUUCCUAUUGUGAGGCAAAGUGGUCCCCUCUCCCCAUAUUGAAAAGGUACCAUGCACAUGCUCCUCAAAAUUUCUGACGCUGAUUUGUGACCACAAAUCCUGUCAUCUCUCUUGCAAGUAGGAGGCAAAUAAUCCGAAGAUGAAUCCGCCGACUUUUUAUGGAGGCGAUUUCUUUGUAAAAAUGCUGUCUCACGACCUGCUUCGUGGCAGCGCAGGAGGCCUCUGCUAUUCUAAGCACCCACACCAGACCGCCCCUGCACAGGCUUUGGCUUUGCCUGCGAUGCCUCGCUGCAAGACUAGAGAGCUGAUUUGUGUACUACACAGAAGAUCCACCAGAAGCAACCUGGCAUCAAAGCCGAUGAGUUCGGGCUGGGGGUUCUUGCGACGGGGGGUUAUGGAACUGGCAAGAAAGCCGAUGAGUUCGGGCUGCUGGCUGAUGUUCCACUUCCUCUACUUAGCGGUACCAGUUUAUUCUUCGCCCUUACCCACAAAGAACCCAGCAACAGAAAUUUGCUUUUCAAUAUGGGAGGAAUCAUUUAUUUUCAUUUUGAUAUUUCCAUGCAUCGGGUUCAUCUCGGAAGACACGCUGGCGAUGUCUGGGGGGAGCUGCGUACGGUUUUUCGGGGAGGGCUCGCUGGUUGGAAAACAACAUACCGGAUUCUUGGGUAUAUGCAUUGCAAAAGUAUCGUACUAGUAGUAGUAUAAAUUGCAUCACAAAUAAUUUCAUUGGCAAGAAGAAAAGUGGAAUUGGUAAUGCUGUUUUACCUUAGGAAGGAGAUUCGUCAUGCAUAUAAUUUGCAAUUAGAAGUACGACUACGAUACUUUUGCACACCAGCUGGAUAGGGGACCAAGUGGAACAAUCUUCCUUGCCAGCAGAUCCUGAUCACCACCUGGGGCUGCAACCAGGACUGCUUCGAAGCGCUGUGUUCCAAGGGCAUGGCCAAAAAUCUCGGGCCGCUGUUCAUGGAAGGAUUUCACAACUACCUCGCGAAAAACUGGGCCACGGACCCGGUGAUAUCCAAGAAAAAAAUUGUGUUAGUGUAACUUUCUUUGGUUGACAGCAUCACAAAUUUGCUCUACAUGACAGAGAAAGCCUGUCAUGCGCGGCUUGUAAGGGAAAACACACGUGAAAAGAGGACUUCAUGGUUGUCUGGCAUGACAGGUGUAACUCUGAUGCAUGUUCUGCAUUACAGAGCUACACUUACACAGUUUUUUUCUUGCAUAGGUUACCGGAGCCAACCAGUGGCGCAGCACCGGGCUAUCAAAUGUAAAAAUGUCUGGGUCUGGAAGGGUUGGAACUUGUGAUGCAAACUCUGGAACACACAAAAAUUUGUGUUGCAUGAGCGCCAAAAGCUGUCCGUUUCUUGGCACGCAAGUAGGAAGUUCCUCAUGCGGGACAGGCAACGUGAGGCGUGCUCAAACCUGUGAUGCUUCUGCCUGCAUCAGACGCCACUUGCGUGAUCCGAAAUAUGCAUGACAAAUCUCAGAAUCUUCCAGACCCAGACAUUUUUACAUUUGAUACGGGCUGACUCUGAACCACUUCCGCAUCAAUUCCAUGCAGUGCGGGUUCGCGCCAACAACGCCCGAAAGUCCGUCCGACUAUCAAGUGUAAAGAUGUCUGGGGCCGCUGGAUGAAGAUUGCGAGGUUUCUCAUGCUUGUCUGGCAUGACGCUAUCUUAAAUCUGUCAUGCACGUUCUUACCCAAGAGCUCCGCUCUUCUGUGAUGCAGAAGCGCAGUUUGUCUUCAUGCAGAAACAGAAUAGGCAACGCCUAGGAGCUCAGAAACCUUUCAUGCUGAGCCAGCAUUUGUAGCCCCAUCAUGAUGACACGCCACCCAGCAUCACAAGUUUCCAGACCCAGACAUUUUUGCAUUUGAUACCGAAACAAGGAUUACGAUGCUCGCAAAUGCAGCUUCGUCGGGGUGGAACGUCUAUUACAAUGAAAAAUGCCGCCUCGACCCCAUAUCAAAACGGAAAUCUGUGAUGCAGAUUUGUGGUCACAAAUCAGCUUUGUGAUGCUAGAAGGCAAAAGAUGCGGACUGUAGUGCUGCCUAGCGUGGGACGAGAGCCUUGCAGCUCCAGGAUGACAGGAGGCAACUGGAAGGGGGAAUAAACUGCAUGACAGAUUACCUGCACGCCGCCCGCUUCUGCUUUCUGUUUCCUUACGUCUCCUUGUCCCUACCUUUCGCUUUGCUCGUGCCGAGACUCCUUUUCUCGGUGCCAGCACUUCACACCCUACGGGGCCUGAGGUUGCUACAUGCCUGGUGAUUACGUGUAUGGGAGUCAGCAUACACUUAGAGUUGUGAUCUCCCUCGGGUCGGUUUUCUUCUUGUGUCGCUUUCUUUUGUGCCGCCGGCGUUCUUCAACAAGAAGACUUUCUCGCGCCUGAUUGUCUGCUAUGCAUGUGAAAAAUUUGUAUGUCGAUGUGGUUGCACGGGACUGAGACUGAACAGACGGCGAACGUUUUCAGUUUUGACGUGUGUCGGAACUGACACUACAGUGGCCAGCCCGAGUAGAGCUUGUUCGUUCCUUGUGGCUUUCGUGUUCCUCUGUCUGUGCCAUGGGUCUAUGAGAGACUUCGACGUAGAAGUAGUAACGGUAGUUUUGUAAUCCACGUAUUUUUCGCGUGGUUGUCCUAGGUGAGCUAGCACCCGUACCUAUGGACAACCAUCCAAGACGCGGAAAAUAGAGAGCACUUUGGUCCUUGGCUUUCUCUUGUUUGGUCAUGAAUUUCGAGCCACUUCUUAGGGUGGUCGAGAAAGUCAGGCUAAAGACGGCACGGGCAGAAGUGGAUCGGUUUAGACGCGCGCUAGUAUGUAGUGCUAGUGCAGGAAAAUUAUAUUGAGUUUAGCUUGGGUUAGAUAGUUUCUUUCCCGUCUUGGGGUUUGUAAUGUAGUUGCCCCGCCCUUGUUUUUUCGGGCGUGUUCCGACCUUUUGCAUGAUCUGAUGCUGUCUCGGUCGGUGGCGUAUGCGGUUCCAUCUCUGCUCCCUCGGUUGCGGACGUUUUUGCAUUUGUCCGCUGCGACAGUUCGCCUUGUUUGCGGCUGCUCGCCAUGAAAGCAACUACAUUAUAUCUUGUUUCACUUUUUAAGAGGGGUUUCUUCGUAGUUGGGACUGUGCCAUAGUAGAUCCUUUACCGCUUUUUUACCUUUCUUUUAUCCCUCGGCGCUGGUGGGUCUGCCGGCAAAAUUAUCCCUACUCAGAUAGCUACAAAGCUCGUCCCGCAGCCGUCCCAGGAGCUUUUGUAGCUGUCUCUCGGUAGAGAUCGCUUUGUCCGUGCUUAUUCCGCUCAGAGUCUGCUGAGUAGGUGGUUACCGUUUGUAGCUUUUAUAAAGAAAUGGGACGCCCUGCCCUUAGCCUUCCAACAUGACAGAUUACCUGCAAAAAUUUAUGGCGCAGCUACGUCUCUUGGCCUUCUAGCAAUACAAAACGAUAAUUUGUGUACUCAAAUACUUUACAGCAUCACAAAUUCAUCGCGCAUCUUCCGUUUCCGAUAUAAUGGGGUCCUCGUGGGGGCUUUUUUCACUGUAAUAACAUCGACAGCUUCCUCAAGCACCCGCACAAACUCCAGUUUACCGUGCACAACGUCAAGGACCAAGCAACCGCGGACCGGAUCAAAACGCUGCUGUCCGCCGCGGGGGCCUUUUCCUUCGGCGGACAGGAAUCGACGGGGUUCCCUGUCAGCGUGCAGGCCGACGCUGCGCGCGACCUCGUGAACGAAGUGACAAACAUGCUCUAUGCCGGUCACCAUUCGUACCAGGAUCCGGGGACCACCGGCGCGUCGAACUUGCGGACGCACAUGCGCAACGGACUGUACUUGUUGGAGGAAAUGGUGGGAGAGAAAGCCGUGGGGGAGCCGGGGGCGUGGGACCUCGCUACAGGACGGUACUCCUCGCGGAAAAGGUACCAAACGGGGCCCAUCAUCCAGAUGCUGGCGGCGCCUCUGAGUCCGGGUGUCCACAACGACUACAAUGCUAGCAGCGCCUAUGGGUGUGUCAGGAUCGAAAUCGCCAGAGUUGAAAUAGUUUGCAAUGCAGAAAAUGCAUGACGCGAGGUACGUGCGUUGCAGAGCAGACCAAAGUGGUUGUAGGCGCUUAGGGCGAACUAUGUAUGUAGCGCUUCGGGCCCUUCCGUGCGGCCAUUUGUAUGUCCCGCAACGGGGUUCGCCUAAGUCGGUCAUUUGUAUGCAGGGCGUUGGGUUACCCGGUCGGCAGAGCCGACCCACAACGAACGAAGAGCAGGCAAGUGAGGCAGAUUGUAAGCCUGUUUGGCGUUAGAGCUCGAGCUGCUAAAGUAGCACGACAAAAGCAGUCUUCUGUGCCCAAACAGCAUGGCAAACUGGAUACAAUAAGAACCACCAAAAUUUGUCACGCGCUCCUUGGAAAAUCAACUGGCAUUCAUUUUAUGCAUGGCAAAUCAUUUUAACUUUGUAAUGAAUUUCAAGCCUGACGGCUCCAUAGCACCGCCGCCAUGCUGGAUUACCGAACCGGCGCGGAGUUCCUUGUGAAGCAGACCGUCGCCGUAUCAAAAUGAAAAAUCCCCCCUCCCCAUACCUCCAAAGCGGGACACUUCUGAAAAUUUGGGUUACAUUCCAAAUCACGUUAUCAACUUGGAAUCACGUUAGUGGAAUCGCGUUUGCAAUAGAAUCAAGUUAAUGGAAUCAAGUUAGCAGAGUCUGGGUUUAGGGUUUGGGGUCUAGGGUUCGGGGUUUCUGGUCGUCGGCCAGGGCAGCUGCCCUGGCCGGCGACUCUCUCCGCUGUCCCGUUGUUGUGCCCGCCGCUGUGGCCCCGCGCCCGGCCCUGCCCGCCCUUGGUUGUGGCUGUGUUAGUUGUCCGCCGUGGUUCUCGUUGCUUCCCUCGGUCAGCUCCUUGGUCGGCUGGGCGCAACAUUGAUUCCGGCGGACGUUUAGGCUGUAGACAUUUCGUUGCCUAAGUUGUUUCGCUUCCUUCCAGUUGUAUCAACUCGAUUCGGCAAACGCGAUCCCAUAGCAAACCUGAUUCCGUUAAUUUGAUUCGAUUAGUAAACGUGAUUCCUGAUUUUGCCUAACGUGAUACGGGUGACUUCCGAAAAUUUGUGAUGCUGAUUUGAGGCCACAAAUCGUCUCUGUAUUGCAAGAAGGCAAAGCCAAAAAACUCGUCGCGUUCUGCAGGCAAUUUGUCACGCUGUAUGGCCUACGGGGGAUAUGCGAGCGUGCCGCGCUAGGCGCCUACACCAUCAAAACGCUCCCACUCCGGCUUUGUAUCUGCCUACAGUCCUCUACUACAGGGGAAAGCUGAUUUGUGUACACAAAUCCCGCAGCACAGAUUGCCACUUUGAUAUGGGGAGGGGGGAUUCGUUUUUCCUUUUGAUACGCCGCGCCCACAGUCGCAGACAUGAGAAAACUGAUGAAUGAAAUGCAGCUGGCGCAGGGUUCGGACCCGCCCGCCAUGUCCCUCGUUCCGACCGCGAAAAAGAUCUCGGUGUACGUGCCCCUCGAGCUGUAUGGCAUUCUCAAGCGUUACACUCUCAACUGUUACAUGAACUUGUCAUGCAAAAGUACCAUGAUCAUCCACAAGAUCAAGCUGCUUCGCGUGACAAAUUCGCGAAGGGCUAAACAGCACCAAAAUCUGCGCAAAAUUUGUAUUGCAAAAGGCGCAACCUUCCUCCUUUCACUUUUUCCAUUCUUGCAUCACAAAUUCAUGUUGUAACAGUUGAGAAUGUAACAGCUGAGAACGCCAUAAGCUGAACUUCAAUGCCACCCUGGACGGGACCGAUUGCACAGAGCAAAAACUGUGGCAGGCGGGGGGCCUCGGCUACAAGGUGUUGGCGUCCCUUUACCACUUCCUCGUGGACGACAUCGAGUAUUUCGCGAAAAGCCGAACGGUAUCAAAUGCAAAUAUCGAUCUCAGUCUGGAAGAAUGCAAUGUCAUUUGUCAUGCACGGCGACGGCUAGCAUGGCUCGUCUCAAGUCUGUCAUGCAUUUCUUGCACGCCACCCAAAAGCCACGCUUCCCUGUCAUGCAGAUGAAACGCAGUUUGUCAUCCAGAUAGGCAAGAACACUUCUAUACUUAAGCAACUUCAAAACUUGAUGUCAUGAUUGGCUGUCAAUGAAGGCGUCCAGCACUUGAUGAUUCGCCAAACAGCAUCAACACAAGUUUCCAGACCCAGACAUGUUUGCAUUGCAUAAGCGGCGAGCUCCUACGCAACUACAUCUGCAGCGGACGGAAACAAGCCGCACCCCGUAUCAAAAUGAAAAAUCCCCCCUCCCCAUAUUAAAACGGGGAUUUGUGUAGCAUGAUUUGUGAUCAAAAAUCACGUUGUCAUGCUAGAAGGGAAGUAGAGACGCGGACUCUAGUACUGGCUGGCUGUGGAAAGCCUUGCGUCUUCAGCAUGACAGGAAGCAACUAGACAAGCGGCAAACAGCAUGACAGACUAGUACCUGCAAUAACGAGGCCGCAACUGCGUGGUCUCUUGGCCUCCUAGCAAUACAAUUCGAUUUGUCUAUAUGCUUAUGCAAAUACAGCAUCACAAAUCUCCUUUUCGAUAUGGGGAGGCGGGGGCAUUUUUCCUCUCAAUACCUCGACAUGUUCAAACUGCGUAGCGCGGUGUGCUACUACCGUUGCCCAGCGCGUGGGAGUCUUUUCAAGAAGAGCGAAGUCAUGCCUGAGAGCGAAGGAAACGUUUACAUGCAAUUCAUGUACCGCCUCUACAAAAACAAGGCCGACUAUGGGAGUCGUGUCAGGAUUGAAAUCGUCAAAGUUGUUGAAAAGAUUUGGAAUGCAUAAAGCCAAUUAUACCAGUAGUAGCCCACUCAUCAAGUGGCGCAUGACAAAUUUUCUGAGCACCGGAAUCCAAUUUGUCUUUGUCAUGCUAUUUGGGAACACAAACAGAAGACUGCUUUUGUCAUGCUCCUUCAGCAGCUCUAUGCCAAACCGUUAACAGGCUUGCAAUCGGCCUCACUUGCCAUCCCAGCAAGACAGGCACUCCAUGCGUUGCAUCUUAUGCAUGACAAACUUUUUCAACUUUGGCGAUUUCGAUCCUGACACUCCCAUACCGACUACUGCGCCGUGUACACAAGUGAAAUAUGCCCCCGCCCCCGGAAGUCAGCAAUUCUGGGGUGCUUAGGAGGCGCCCCAUCUGGUGAUUAGGAAGCUACCCAUCUGGUGCUUGAGAGGCAUUCGUCUUGCAAUAUUUGGCACCCGAGUCGGGCUCCGGAAGCUUUUGGCGCGGUCAUGCACAAAAACGAAAUCUGGGAAAAGCUCGACAGGCGACUUCAAUUAUGAGUCGGUGAAUGCAAGCGAUCCGGCUGCCAAAUGGGGGCGCAUUUGACAACCGAUCUGCCGGAAUCCGGCGGCGCAGAAGGAGCCGGCUUUGUGGCUGCCGAAUCGGGCCUGUAGCAUGCGGAUUCUCUUUAGAAAAGCCGCAAUCUUUUUGAGCGCCAGAUCCCGGCAGAUCGGGUGUCAAAUGCUCCCCCAUUUGACACCUGGAUCGCCGGACUUGCCGCAUCGGGCGAGUGCAGCGCCCACCUUUUGGCGCCUGCAUGCAAAAACUUCACAUGCGUGCUGCAAAAUGUCACAAAUCCGGAGCCUGACUUGGGAGCCAAAUAAUGCAAGAUGGUUGCCUCUUAGGCACCAGAUGGGAUGCUUCCGAAGCACCAGAUGAGGUGCCUCCUAAGCACCCCAGAGUUGCUGACUUCCGGGGGCGGGGGCAUAUUUCACUUGUGUACCGUGAGUGAGGACACCAGAUGGCACUGGACCGAAAAGUAUGGAGUGCAAAUAUCUUACUUUCUGGAUGUCUGGAAGAAUGCAACUUUUGAUGCUGCAUUUGGAUUCCAAAACAAGAAUCUGCAGUGCAUGAGCAGCAAAAGGAUUUUCAUUUUUGCUAUACUGAGAGGUGGGAAAUUUUGUCAUGCGGAAAGAUGGGCAUCAUCAUCAAGAAGCCCUUCAAGAAUCUGUGAUGCUAGGGCAUGCACCUUAGACAUGAUCAUGGCUGACGAUGGCUGACGCAAAACGUGAAUGACAAAAGUCCCAGAUGAAUCUUCCUGACCCAGACACAUUUGCAUUUCAUAAAUAUGGGACCCAAGUUGGGGUGUCGACGGGGAGCGACAACUAUGCAAUGCAAAAGUAUAAUCGUACUAGUAUAUUAAAUUGCAUUACAAAUUCCACCCCCAGCAUUACAAAUUGAAUUUGUAAUGGUGAUUUACUUUGACAAGUGGAUUUGUAAUGCAUAAAUGCAAUUACUACGAGUGCGAUACUUUUGCACAGGAUAGCAACGGCGUCGCCAAACUCUGGUCGGACAAGUUUGGUUAUGCAAGAAAAAAACUGUGUAAGUGUUAUAAAUGUAUGCCCGGGUAGCAACAGGCUAGCGAGCCUGUGAGCCUAGGCUGAGGAUGGUCGGGCGGUAUUUUAUGCCCGUGUCCGCCCUCAGCCCUUAGUUUACGGUAGCCAGGACUUGAGAAGAUUAGUCAGGACAACCCACCGAAUUUCGGGGUGGUAUUUGUUCGCCUUCUCUUGUUCCCAGGGAGUAACGCCCCUGCCGUUGGUAGUAAGUCUCGUUUGUCCCGCUUUGCGGAUGAUCGUUAGUCCCGCUUUGCGGAUGAUCGUUAGUCCCGCUUUGCGGAUGAUUGGCCCGCUUUGCGGAUGAUUGGCCCGCUUUGCGGAUGAUCGUUAGUCCCGCUUUGCGGAUGAUUGUUUGGCCCGCUUUGCGGAUGAUUUGGCUUCCGCUUGUCGGAAAUUUUGGCUUCCGCUUGUCGGAAAUUUUGGCUUUCCGCUUGUCGGAAAAUUUGGCUUCCGCUUGUCGGAAAUUUUGGCUUCCGCUUUUUCGGAGCCUCGAACUUUGGCUUCCGCUUGUCGGGAAAUUUGGCUUCCGCCUUUCGCAAGUUCUGGCUUUCGCUUGUCCGAAGGUCUAGCUUGGUCCGCUGUGCGGGAAUUUUGGACUCCGAAGGUCGGAAACGUCUCGUUGCCAGCUAUCUAUGCGGGAUAGGUGUUGUCUGGCCGUUCUGUCCUCGGGACGAGGAACGGCGGUCGGUCUCGCUUUGCGAUGGGAGGAGGGGUCGUUUGGCACUGGCGGUUCGAACCCGUUACCCUUGCGAACUUUCUCCCUGACUAGAGCGCUGGACUUCGUUGGAUCUGCUUUGAGAUAAAUAUCCGGACUUCCCCUCCCAUCGCUAUGCGAGACCGAGACUCGUCCGAUUGGUUUGUAAUGGGGCUAUGCUAAGCCUGGGCGAUCGCGGUUUUUCGUUCUAUUUGGCGGACCCUUCUGAUAGGCCCGCGUCUUAGUCUAUCGGCCCACUUUUCAGCCCGUCGUCGUUCGUUGCUACGCCUUCAUCGAUGGGGCGCACCGGUUUCCCAAAUUCAUCUACUGGCCGCAAGCGCCACAGCGGGUUCUUUGGGAUGCUUCGGCGUAUCCGGCCUCCGCCGGUGGGUCAGGUGCUCCAUCUCCCUGGGCGCCUCGACGACGCGGUGGGGGACUGCUCCCACCGAGCGGCCAUCCAUUGGGUGGCCCGUCUGCGGUAACUGCAUAAAAUGUAUGCCCGGGUAGCAACAGGCUAGCGAGCCUGUGAGCCUAGGCUGAGGAUGGUCGGGCGGUAUUUUAUGCCCGUGUCCGCCCUCAGCCCUUAGUUUACGGUAGCCAGGACUUGAGAAGAUUAGUCAGGACAGCCCACCGACUUUCGGGGUGGUAUUUGUUUCGCCCGCCCCCCCUCCCAUUUGCUUCUAGGUGGUUACGUUACCACGGAUGGGCCGCUAAGACCUCGCGCCGCCCUUUUCUUACGGGGUGUGACAGAGGUCCAUGUCUUCCAUCGCGGGUCAGGUGCUCCAUCUCCCUGGGCGCCUCGACGACGCGGUGGGGGACUGCUCCCACCGAGCGGCCAUCCAUUGGGUGGCCCGUCUGCGGUAACUGCAUAAAAUUAUGUUACGAAACACGCACGGCAUGCACCGAAAGUCGCUGAAUUUUUGUCGUUCCAAAACGCGCAAAAUGGUGUAAAAAUCGACUCAAAAACUUCAAAACGAUGGCAAAAGCCACGAAAAACGCUACAAAUCGGAUAAAAUGCGACGAAAAAAAAGUCCGCGAAUAUUCGCCGAGAUUUCGCAAAUUGCCGCGGUUCGGGCCUGCGUUUUUGUAAAUGAAAUGGGACAAAAUGCGCGCAAAUUGAGUCAAUAGCAUGCGAAAUCGCGCAAAAUGACACCGGAAACGCACCAAAUUAGUCAAAAACGCAACAAAUGAGGCCAGUAGUAUAGCAAGCGGGCAAAAGUGGCACCGUUUUGGCUUAGUACAAUAACAAAAGCAGCAAAAUGGCCGCAGAAGCGAAUCAAAAAGCACGAAAACGCGCAAAGCUUGCCUUAUUUUGCUACAAAUGGAUCAAAAUGCGCGCAAAUUGCGUCAAUAAUUUGCGAAACGGUGCAAAAUGGCAGCGAAGUCGGGCUGUUUUGUUUCAAAACGCGCAAAAUGGUGCAAAAAUCAGACCAAAAACGGCAAAGCGAUGGCAAAAACUACAAAAAGCGCUCCAAUAAAUCAAAGAAAACGCGCCCGCGUAUAUGCGCCACGUUUGUUCAAAUUGUUACGGUUGUGGCUUGGUAAGCAAAACACAACAAAAAACCGGCGAGGCAUCCUGGAACAGAGUCGCGCAAGGAAGAAGCAGCACGCGGGCGCGUGGGUUGCCGCGUUUGGAGUUUUGCUGUGUGCAUCUCGGUGCAUAAAUCAGACGGGCUCGGUGUUGGCGCAUCCACAACCAUGGCCAGGGCGUGUGGCGUGACCUGACGCUUGCGAAAAAAGUCCAAGCGCGCCACGUUGCUGAGUAACUUGCUCCGCUCUUCAUAUAUGAGCGACUCUGGCGCGAAGUCUAUCACUCACGCGAGAAAUUCCGGCCACGCUAGGCAAGCUUUUUCUGGCCUUCAUGUUGGUAAGCUUUUCUGGCCUUUCAUCAUUGAGCGAAACCGUUGCAAUUUGCGACGCGUCUUCAACUCGACCAGAUACCACAUAGCCCGUCCCAUGCGUAAGCGCGUCGACAUCUGAGCCAUGCAACAACUCGCCUGAUAUUGUCACGCCUUGAACGGCGUGGAACGUCAGGCGGGAGCACCCCGGGCGGAUUUUUUUUCUGAAAUAUGGCUAAUUUUCCCGGUAUUCCAAAAAUUCCGGCCGCCCUUUGUGGGUGACCCCGUCCGUCCCCGUCCGGAGCCCGUCGGGUGAGGCCGGUCGGCCGGUCGUGUGUUGCGUCAUUAUCUGUCCGUGGUUAGCCUGCGCGCAGGCCAGAAGCCGCGGAAGCCAGGCGGCCUCCGCGGUUUCUAGGCUUUUAAAAUUUAAAAAUUUGGGUCGUUUUCCGGGGUAAAGCGGGCCGCGCAAUUUGGUGGGCUCGCGUUGGUGUCUGGCGUGGUUGGUUUGCCGGCCAUUUGUUGUUUCCUCUGGGUUACGUCGUUGGGGUUGUCUUUGCCUUGGAUCCGCCGAUCCGACAUUGCGCAUGAUUCUGCGCGUUACCAUUUCAGGUCGUGACGUCGUGUUGGUCUGUGUCUUUUUUGGGGAGAGGGAGAGGCUGUACAUCAGGGACAUGAUGUUCGAUAUAUGUCGAGCACCAUCUCCCGACGUCGCCUGCAGUCAGAGAUUUCAGGGCGCGAAAUCUCUGACAGCCAAGUUCCGGAAGAUCGGAAAGACCUGUUUUCGACCUUCUAAAACUGGUCAAUCAUGCUUCCGAAAUGCCGGCCGCGGUCCUUCUAAAAUCCGAAAACUCGGAUUUUCCACGGGAUUUUGCGCUACCGGGCAUUUUAGAAGAUUUUUAGAAGCCGGGCAGGUUCCCGGAUUUUUCGUCUUCGGACGGAAAAUUAAAAGUUUUUUAGAAGUGGCUUUUAGAAGCCAUUUUUAGAAGGUCAUUUUAGAAGUGGCUUUUAGAAGCCACUUUUAGAAGGUCAUUUUAGAAGCCCAUUUUAGAAGCCCAUUUUAGAAGCGAAAAUUAGAAGGUUUUUUAGAAGGAAAAUUAAAAGCCACUCCAGAAGCGAAAACCUGCGGCAAGAAGUCAUGUGGGGAGAUGACUUCUAGGAUUCGCUUCUGGAAUGACGUCGCAGCCUGCGCUCUGAUUUUCGCUCGGGGGCCGGGGCUCUGGGAUCUUCUUUGGAGAGCGCCUGUGGGGUGUCUUGUGAAUCGGGUUGGGUUGCGUGGGGUUUUCAUUUAUCGCAACCCCACCGAAGGGGCGGUGUUUGCAUGGGUUGCGCAACACAGGGCAGUUGGGAUCUUUAUGAUGCCGGUUUUUUUGCCAGCAGGCAUUCGGGGUGGCCGCCGCGGUCACCCCUAUUGCUUGCUGGCAUUGUUGUUCCCCUCCCCAUUCCCGACGGCGGCUUGCCGAAAAAAAUGAAAAACCGGGAAAAUUAGAAGUAGACUAGAAGGCGGAACCGCCCCGGGCCUUUCCGCCUGAGGAACGUUUUGCAAUACGCUAACCGCAAGGGAAACUGCAAAGGCCGACGCUGUUCCCCAUAAGCUUCGACCAUCUGAAUAGGCAGACGCGGCACGAGCAGCAUGCUGGUGAGUGGCUCUGCGUCAAGUGCGUCGCUUUCGCCUUCGAUUUCAACUUCGGGCGAGACGAAGUCACGCCCUACAUCGCGCGCGAUGCUUCUCGUGUGCUUCACGGCGGACCCAUAACGCCGGCAAAAUUCCACGCGAGACCCUUCGACGAGCUCCAAGGCGAUGGGCGGGCAAUCGUUUCCGGGUACUGUUUCGCAAAUGCUUUCACGAGGAACACACCCGCGGCGCCCUUCCGCGCGAUAUGUCACUGCUUUAGCUCUGGGGCUAGACGCGCGAUGCGUUUUGCGAGCGAGUUUGCUCCACCGACGGCACUGGCGAUGCGUAGCGGCUGAAAUUUGCGCGCGUGGUGAUAAGACGACGCGCUCUGCGGCUGUUAUUUUGUUAACGUGCUCAAACCUGUGCAAACCAAUUUCCUGCGAUUCCGUCGCCAAAGUUUCGACAAAAUCGGCCCAGCUCUGUUCGGUGUUGGCGUUUUUUCGCCCUAAUUUGUCCAAUUGGUGAAGCCCUGCGAAGGGUUUUUUUCAAAAACGGAACCGCAUGCAAUGAAUGGGUUAGCAGAUCCGCGCGAGCGACUGGCAAAUGUGGCCCGUAAACUGAUGGCAAAAGCCACAGCAAAACGCUUCGAAUCGGUGAAGACGCGACGGAAAAACGUCCGCGAAUAUUCGCCGCGAUUUCUCAAAUUGUCGCGGUUCGGGUUUGCGUUUUUGUGAAUCAAAUGGGACAAAAUCAAUGCGCGCGAAUUAGGUCAGUAGUUUGCUAAAUGGUGCAAAAUGAAACCGAAAACGCACCAAAUUAGUUAAAGCGGCUCGCUUGGCUUGGUACAUUAGCAAACGGAGCAGAAUAGCCGCAAAAGCGAAACAAAAGGCACAGAAACGCGAAAAAUGACACAGAAACCAGACCAAAAACGCCAAAACGGUUGCCAAAGUCGCGCGCAGCGCACCAAAUGGAAAAAAGUGCGACGGAAAAAAACCCGCAAACAUGUGCCGGGAUUUCUCGAAUUGUCGCGGUUUCGGCUUGCUUACUUGUUAAUCAAAUGGGGAAAAAUGCGCGCAACUCACGACAGUAGUUAGCAAAAGACCACAAACUGACAGCGCAAACUCCUCAAAUUGAUCAAAACAGAGCCAAGGCGACGCGAAUGCGAGCCCAAUCCCGCAAAACGGCAACGAAUGCAGACAGUAGCUAAUCAAAUGAGCCACGAGCGCACUCGUUUGGCUUGGUACAUUAGCACACGGAGCAAAGUGGGGGCACAAAGAAAAUAAAGCAAGGGAAGUCGGCGCGGUUGAUAAUCAAACGAGCCCAAAGCGCAAGGAUCUCGCCAAGUAUAGCAGCAAGCGACGAAGGGGCAGAAAAACGUCCAAACAGCGCAACAGGCAGCGGAAUGAGCUUGCAUUGCAAUCCAAACCACACCGGUGCCCCAUGUUGGAGCGGUAGCAAAACAACUGGCCCACAGGCGCCGGCUAGGCCUAAUACAGGCGCAAACGUGACGAAAUGGGACGCAAUCGCACGCGAAGAAGGCGGCAAGCGGGUGCGCGGGUUGCAGCGUUCAGCCCUUUGGCUUUGCAUGCCUCUCGACGUUAUUAGCCACAUCGGUGCAAAACUUGCUUCGGGCAUAGCACUGGCGUGCCCGGGGCCGAUCGAAACCGAAGCAGCUGGCGCGAAAUCAUUCACGCAAGAAACCCCGGCCGCACUAUUUUGGCGGACUUUUCCGGCCUUUCGUCAUUGGGCGGCACCAUUUCGAUCUGCGACUCAUCUUCGACCCGACCGAAUACGACAGGGCAAGGCAAAUUCUUUCCCGCGGGGCGGCGCGGCAUGCAACUCAGAGCAACGAACCAACCAGCGAAAAGACGCAGCGGCCAGGCGAGCGAGGGCGCGGAAACUCCCUCGGCGCCCUCUACCAUUGGCGCCCGGCCCGCUCGCCCAGGGCCAGGCAAAUUCCCGUGGGGCGACGCGAAACGCAACUCAGAGACACGAACCAACCAAAGCAGCGACACAGCGGCCAGGCCAGAGCACGGAGACGCGGCGCCCCCUACCACUGGCGCCCGUCCCAAUCGCCCAGGGCCAGGCGAAUUCCCGUGGGGCGGCACGACAUGCAACUCAGAGGCGAGCCAGCCAAGGCAAAAGCGCAGCGCCCAGGCAAGGGCGCGGAGACUCGACGCCCUCUACCACGGGCGUCCGGCCCGCUCGCCCAGGGCCACGCAAAUUCCCGCGGGGCAGCGCGAUAAAUAUGAAACGCGGAGCAACACAACGACGCAGCGGCCGCGGCACGGACACAAGGAAGAUAGAACCGGCCGCGGCGGCCACCUUGCCUGCUAUUUGUCACGGUCUGGGAGCGCAGGCGCCGGGAGGGCAGUCGCCGUCCCCAAGGCGCCGGCCUCUGAUCGCUUCCCUGUCUUUCUUUUGCCAACCGCCCCGGCAAGCGUUCGCGUUUUAUUUGAAUCGAUUUCGGGGAGCGCUGCGCGUUUCAUUUUCGGGCCCCUUUCAUGCAAAUCAAGAAAGUUUCACUUUCUCGGGCCGUGCUCUUUCGCUCCCUCUGCGGGAGUAAGUCUGUGACGCAGAAAGUGCAAAACAGUUACACUUGUCAUGCUGGACAUGCGUCUGAAGCUCUCUUCGUACGUGUUUGCACGUACUAGGCGCGCGUGACAGGCUCUCUCUCUCAUGCAGAGCAAAUUUGUGAUGCUAUUCCUCCAAGAAAGUUACACUAACACAGUUUCUUUCUUGGAUAUUGGUGGCAAGGAAUCCUAUAUGCAUUGCAAAUGUGUCUGGGUCUGGAAGAAUGAAGCCUGUCAUGCGAAGGCUGGAUCACGAGAAAGUCUGUGUUGCAUGAUGAACGCCAACAGUUAACGAAUUCUCGCUAGGUAAAACUAAAAUAACGGGAAUUUCUCAUGCGGAAGAGGCAUCCAUGAGGAACACGAACAAGGUCUCAAAAAAUCUGUGAUGCUUCUGUCUGCAUUCCAGACCAUGUUGAGUGCUGUGGUCCGCGAGAUGCAUGACAAAUCUUGCAACUUCUACUUUCCAGACCCAGACACUUUUGCAUUUGAUAUCACUUCCCGGAGACAAACACAAUCUGUGGCAAGGUACCUUGCUACAAUUUCCCCAGCUCCCACUGGACGCGUUCCCCCAGUUUGCGACGGGCGCGGGUUUUUUUGUGGACAUCUACGGAAAUUUCGAGAAUGGCGCGCCGCCGGACCUUAUCAAAUGCAAAACCAAAAGUGUCUGGGUCUGGGAGAUUCCGAAAUUUGUCAUGCAGUUUUUUCCAGCUCCCCCACGUCUGGAAUCAUGCAAGGCCUAGCAUCACAGGUUCUGCAGCAGCUCCAUGGUGAUAGAUGCGUAUUCUGCAUGAGAAAUGCCCUCUCAGCAUGGCCCGCAGAACAGGUGGGCACCUUUGGCACGUUAUGGUGCAUCUUCACAGAUCUUUGAUGUAGUAUGAGGAUCCGAACAAAUACGCCUCACAAGAAGUUCGGAUCCUUCCAGACCCAGAUCGAUAUUUGCAAUGCAUAGACUUGAACUACGCCACCAUGCCGGCCCACCACCAGCGGCUACUCCAGCGCCGCUUCAACAUAUGACUGUGCACAACUCCCCCUCCCCCUCAUUUGUCUUGCAUGAACAGCAAAAAUAUUGCAGACACGCCCACCACCUGUGGCUGUAGAUCCUGUGCAUGUGACAACAAGUUCAUGCGCCUAGUGUAAGUAAGUACUUACUUACUUACUACUGUUCAGGCCUCCACCACCGGAAUCUGUCAUGCAAACAGUACCACGCAGCGGCGCUUGGAUUUGGUAUUUUGCAUGACAAAUGAGGGGGGGGGGUUGUGCACUCUCAUACAACGCGAUGCUGAAGCGGAAAGCUGCCACCGACUACGACAAUCCGUCUUUGGGCGCUUUGGUAUGCAAGAAAAAAACUGUGUAAGAAGUGUAAGUCUGUGAUGCAGAAAAUGCGAUGAAACAGUUACACUUUUCAUGCUGGACAUCAUGCAUCAGAAGCUCUCUACUUCGAACGUGUUUAUUUCACGUACUAGCCACGCAUGACCACAGGCUCUCUCUGUCAUGCAGAGCUGCAAACUUGUGAUGCUAUUCCUCGUCCUCCAAGAUGAAAGUUACACUAACACAGUUUUUUUCUUGGAUAUUUGGAACAAAUUGUGCACUACCCUUACCACCCGGCACACCCGCGGUUCGGUUACGCAGCAAAUGCUGAGAAGUACACCCCGACACAUAUCAUUUGUAAAAAUGUCCCCACCUCGACCUCCCCAGAGUUGUCAUGCAAUUCUGCAUGCCAAAAAAGUUUCUUAUGCGGAGCCAUAUGAGAAGCGUUUCCUGUUCGUGUUUUGGAAUUUGUCAUGCUAGAAUCAGCAUGCUUUGCUAGAUCUGUGAUGCUUCUGAACUAGCUAAACAGGAUCACACUACGAGGACAAACUUGUCAUGCCAAACAACCAAAGUAAGCUGGCUGAUUUGUCUAGCAGAUUCCCCAUCUUGACUCCGUAUACCCGCGCAAUUCCUUACAUGUGAAUAGCAUGGUGGGCGGGAGGGGUUCUUCACAUUUUUGGAAACGCCCACCGCCCCGACUAGAAUAGCUGAAUGAUGAAAAAUUGGGGGCAGGGCAAAAAAAAACUCCCAUCUUGACUCUGGUGUGGGGACGUUUUUACACAGGAUAACACAAGGGUUGCAUGAGGGCGACUUGACGCACGUCGCUCCCUCCAUGGCUCCCCCCGUCUCGGUGGGUGGCGCGACCACGGUAUCAGAAUGAAAAAUCACCCCUCCCCAUAGAUAUCAAAACGAAGUUGGUGAUGCUGGAUUUGCGUACACAAAUUAGAUUUGUGUUGUUGGCGAGGACUGCAGACCCAUAUGCUGCAUAUGGGUGCGCUCCUCCUCAGGCUGCCUUGCAGCCUGAGGAGACAGGUUUCGGGCUAGGCGCUUUGUUUGCAUGGAUGCCAGACGUCCACGCUGUAAGGUACAACAGCAUCACAAACCGCCCGUAGAAUUAUGUGGCGGAGCCUGUGGGGUGGUUGCCGUUGCCUUCAUGCAACACGGAGACGAUUUGUUGUCACAAAUCAGCAACGCAGAUUUUCGAAAACGUGCCUUGUAAACAUGGGGAGGGGAGAUUUUUCCUUUUGAUAGAGGCUCCUGUUGCCAGCGCGGAACCCGGUCUACCAGGCGUUUCUGAGCAACACGGAGGCGGAGAGCACUACGGCAUUCUCAACUGUUACAUGAAUUUGUCAUGCAAGACUAAGUACCUGAAGCCGCGAGAUGAUCAAGUUGCUCCGCAGGACAAAUCUCCGUGGCUGGUCCUGUGCCAGUCGCGGGGCAUGUUCGGGUGCCAGUCGCAUGACGCCCCUCCCUUGGCUCCCGCAGGACGCGGCGUAGAAAGUCCAUAACGCCCGGGGAAAGAAAUCUCCGAUCUGUGUUGCGCACAAGCAACUUCGGGGCCGGAUUUCCUUUCCAGGGCGGUAUGGAAUUUCUACGCCCCUGCCCUGGCUCCUGCAGGACGCGGCGUAGAAAGUCCAUACCGCCCGGGGAAAGAAAUCUCCGAUCUGUGUUGCGCAAAAGCAACUUUGGGACCGGACUUCUUUUCCAGGGCGGUAUGGCAUUUCUACGCCCCUGCCUUGGCCCCCGCAGGACGCGGCGUAAGUAGGAAUUCUUGACCAGUAACGUCCGCCCCUCGCCUCACACCAGGCGCGGCGCGCGUCGCUAGUGACUUAGUUUGCGGCGCGUUAGUGGGGGGAGGGUCUUUGCCUGUCGUGGCCACCUGCGUGCCGCAGACACCUGUCGCGGUCACCUCUCGCGGUCACCUGUCGCGGCCACCUGUCGCGGUCACCCUGUCGGGGGGUAUGCGUUACCAGAACCCGGAAGGCUUCUCUAUUUUUGAAAAAUAGAGAGCUGCGCAACAAAUUACUCUUUGCGCAUGGCAAACAGGCUCGAAAUAGCUUCGAACUUCUUCACUGCAGUGGAAGUCACUUUAUGGCUUAUUUCUGAGACGAAAAACAAAAAACCAAUCUGACUAGACGCCCGGGCUCUGUAACUGUAAUCAGACACCCCAGGCGACAGGGGGCGGCGACAGGUGGGGGCGACGGCGACAGGUGAGGCGGCGGGCAGAACGACAGGCGAAACGACGGGCGAAAGGACAGGCGGCGGCGACAGGCCAAAAGUGCCAACCUUUGACGUGGUUCCGCACCAGCAGCAGCAACAAAAAAAACCGAGAGCCCUUGUUAUUUCCGGGAAGGAAAACGCAGCUCUUUUAUCUUUAUUCACACGCAAAGAUAUAGAACUCCUAUUGCUGAGCGGGGGCAUUUAAAACUUUGCGACGGGGAGGAAAAUCGUCCACGCCGAAACUUUUUUCACACUUUUCAAACUUUCCAAAAAUUUCGCGACUUGCGAAACCGCUCACCGCCCACCGCUCAACCCCCAUCGCCCAAUUCGCAAAGUCCAUCUCCCAUCGCCCAAUUCGCAAAUCCCAUCGCCAAACCCGCCACCAACCCCAUCGCUUAGCCCCCAACUCCCGCCACCCACUUACCAGCUCCCAACCUUCAUCGCCCAACCCCCAUCGCUCAACUCUCAUCGCCCAACUAUUUUGCAACGCAAAAUAUUUUGCGCCUCGCAAUAUUUUGCGAAUCGAAAUACUCUGCAACGCAAAAUAUUUUGCAACUCCAAAUUUUUCGCAGCUCGAAAUACUUUGCAACGCAAAAUAUUUUGGAAGUCGGAAUAUUUUGCAACUCCGAAUAUUUUCCAACCCUCGGGAAAUAUUCUGACCAGAAAAUAUUUCGCAACAACCCCCGAAAAAACCGCCUCCCCCGUUUUUGCAGCUUUGAAAGCGGGGGGCAUGGGGAGAGCAGAAGACACGGGCUCCCAACUUCCGUCGCUCGAUUGCCUGCCAACCUUCAUCGCCCAACCCCCAUCGCUUAGCUCGCAGCUAUUUUGCAACGCAAAACGUUUUGCCAAUUAAAAUACUUUGCGCAGCGCAAUACUCUGCGACGCAAAAUAUUUCGCAACUCAAAAUAUUUCGCAACUCGAAACAUUUUGCAACGCAAAAUAUUUUGCAAGCCAAAAAAUUUUGCAAGUCGAAACAUUUUGCAAGUCGGAAUAUUUUGCAAGCCAAAAAAUUUCGCAAGUCGAAGCAUUUCGCAAGUCGAAAUACUUUGCAGCCCUCGCAAAAUAUUAUGGCCAGGAAAUAUCUCGCAACAACCUUCCAACGAAGCCGCUUCUUCCGUUUUUGCAGCUUUGAAAGCGGGGGGCACGGGGAGGGCGGGAAACACGGGGAAAACGGGAAGCACGGGGAAGGCUGGAAGCACAGGAAAAGCGGGAUGCCCAGGAAAGGCGGGGAGCACAGGAAAAGCGGGAAGCACGGGGAAAACGGAAAGCACGGGGAAGACUGGAAGCACGGGGAAGACUGAAAGCCCAGCAAAAGCGGGAAGUACGAGGAACGCGGGAAGCACGGGGAAAGCGGGAAGCACGGGGAAAGCGGGAAGCACGGGGAAAGCGGGAAGCACGGGAAAACGGGAAGCGCGGGGAAGGCGGGAAGCAUCAGCCCACGGGGAAAGCCGCCCGCCCGCGCCACAGCACCAGACGAGCAGCUGCCCACCACCCAUCCCCGGCGCCCUCCCUCUGUUCACGAGGAGACCGGCAGAGGGCGCCGCCGUCCGCCGCCUCUUGGAGGCAGGCAAGCACGGGGAAAGCGGGAGCACGGGGAAAGCGGGGAACACGGGGGAAGCGGGAAGCACGGGGAAAACGGGAAGCACGGGGAAAGCGGGAAGCACGGGGAAGGCAGGGGGCACGGAGAAGGUGGGAAACACCGGGGAAGCGGCCGGGAAGCGCGGGGAAGCCGGGGGGCGCGGAGAUGGUUGGAAAGCGAAAGCACCGGCCCAGGGGGAAAGCCGCGCCCAAGCACCAGGCGAGCAGCUGCCCACCACCCUCCCCCGGCGCCGUCCCACUGUUCACGACGAGACGGGCAGACCGAGGGCGCCGCCGCCCGCCGCCCCUUGGAGCGAGGCUGGCUGGCUGCGCGCGAGAAGAGGCGGGGGCGGAAGAGAUUGCGCGCGAGCUAACGUGUGGGGCGCCGCUGUUGUCCGGGGGUGCGGGGAGAGGGUGGCGGGCCCCUGCGCCUGGAGAGUUGGCUAGAAAUGCCCCGCCCCGGCGCCCGCCCUCUAUCCACGCGCGUGGCAGGGGCCACAGCGAGCCAGUCAGCCUCUGUUCUGCAAGGCUGCGCGCGGGAGAAGAAGGGGCGGCGGCGCCAAGGCGUGCAGGAGCGGGGCGCACCGGCAGGCUUCACGGACGCGCCCACACAACAGACGCGCGGGCGGGGCGUCACGCGCCAGCGCCGUGCAUUGCGCGGGCUGUUUUCCUGCUUCCUUCCCCCGUCCUCUGGCGCCCGCCCGCUGCCACGCUUUGCGUAGCGUUGUUGGGCCUAAGGCUUGCCGCCUCAGAAACGCGCGCCCAAUGCGGGCGGGGUCCUCGCGCUCGCACAACGACGGGAACCACGGGCGCCAUGGCGCUCCGCCUUCGUUCUUUCAGCACGAAGCGGCGCAGGGGCUUGGCCCCACCCUGCAUCAAAAAUCUUUUCCCUUGCCCACCCUCUGACGUUUUUCUUUCCCCCCUGUCAACUCGUUCGCCCCCCCGCUGCGCGACAUAAGCUGCGGCCUUGUAAUUAUCAUGCUUCGGAUAUGAGUAAAUUGAUUUAUUUUGUGCACAUGAAUAUUGAAAAUAAAAGGGUUGCGUUUUUCUUCUCGGAAAUAAAUGACUCUUUGCUUUUUUUUUGUUGCUGCGUGCUGCUGGUUCUGAACCGCGUGAGAAGUUGCCUUUUUUGGCCUGUCGUCGUCGCCUGUCGUUUCGCCUCUCCUUUCGCCUGUCGUUUCGCCUCUCCUUUCGCCUGUCGUUUGGCCUCUCCUUUCACCUGUCGCUUCGCCUGUCGCCGUCACCUCAUGGCGUCACCUGUCGCCGUCACCUGUCGUGCGUCUGGGGUGUGUGAUCACAGAGGGAGCCCGGAAGUCAGGCAAUAUAAAUAUUAUUCUCCGAAGCUGGUCCGGUGCCAGUCGCGGGGCGUGUUCGGGUGUUCCGGGCGUUGGAAUGUGCACCCCUCGGAUCCCGCACCCCCCCGGGCUCGGUAGCGCAGUCUGUUAAGCAUGACAAAUGAUCUCCGAGAGCAGCCUGAACAGCAUCUAAAUAUGUGCCAAAUCUGUGAUGCGAAAGGUGAAAGCAGCAAGCUUAGCUUGCCCCUAUGACCGUUGCCAUUCUUGCAUCUUCACAAAUCCAGGUUGUAAAAACAAUAGAGAACAAUGUAAAAACAGUUGAGAACACUAUAAGCACCGAACUCACUUCGGAAAACUCGCACGGGGUGCGUUUCGCGGUCGCACUCGGGCUUACCAUGAAAAACUGCUAUCCAAAUGAAGAAUUCCCCCUCCCCACAUCCACAUCAAAACGAAAUUUCUGAUCAUGCAUGCUGGAUUUAUUGCGCACACAAAUCAGAUGUGUCUUGCAGUAGAGGACUGCAGGCCCAUUAUACCAUGCCAAUGUAGAGUAGAGAGGUUUUGGCCUCCUGGGCACUUGGCAUGAGGGACGUCUAUGCUGUAGGUGGUCCAAUAGCAUCACAAACCGCCUGCAUAAUGGGGCGGAGCAUAUUAUUUCUUGCAAGACAGACACGUCGACUUGCGGUCAGCACAAAGAAAUCAGCAUCGCAAACUCUGCUCUGAGGCGUGCCUUUUUGAUAAGUAUUUUUAUGGCGAGGGGGGAUUUAGAUUUUUCUUUACGAUAACUGCACCUCGGCCUUCAUCAAGAAUCAGCUGGGCCCGGCGGUGCGCUACCUGGUGUACCAUCACCUGAAGGAAGCUGGCAAGAAUCCCGCCCUCGAGACCGAGAACCUCUACGGGCAACUGGAUCGCUAUGGAAGUGUCAGAAUCGAAAUUGACAAAAUCGAAAAACUUGUGAUGCACAAAAUCGAUGCCAGUUAGACCCACAGUUUCUUUGUAGUCGGCGCAUGACAAAUUCUCCUCGUCCUGGAAGCGAAUCUGUCACGCGGUUUAGUGCAAAGGAGCUGCCUUCUGUCAUGCUAGUCAGCGGCCCAACACUUAGACUUAACCCCUACCAGGACUACAAUCCGCCUUCCUUGCAUCCUCUGCAAUACAGUCGCUUUUUGCGUAGCAUCUCAUGCAUUACAGAUCAUUCCGAUUUUGUCGAUUUCGAUCCUGACACUCCCAUAAUCGCUUUUCGUACUGGAACCCGGACGACGACAUGAGGGCCGCAGCCUGUUCGGAUGGCCGCACAAACAUGUGCGGCCGGUCCACGCCCGCGAAAAGCCUGAAACUUUUCUUGCAGCGCGAGCUGUCCCUGAAGCACGUGAAAGUCCUCGAUGGGAAUUGCGGCGGAUGGCUGGCCCGGUACAGAAACGAGCCCGAGUCGGACCGUGACUGCAGUGCGGUGUGCCGAUUUUCGUCGUCUGUGCAAAAUACAAAAUGUGUUUGUCGAGAAAACACCUGCAGCUUGCAAUUCGGCUGCUUCCCCCCGAACAGCGCGGGCUACGGGGGCUUCAAGCACCCCCUUUUUAGCAAAUCCGCGACCCCGUUUACGUCCGAUGGCACCGAACAGAGGAACCUCCGCAUGGAAAUUGUGGGCCUCAACUCCAUAUGCAAUGCAAAAGCAUCGUAUAACAGUAGAAAUUGCAUUACAAAUUUUUGACUUAACAUUUUCACAAAUUAAGUUUGUAAUGCGGCUUUGUCUACUAGAGAAAAAGAUGACUUGUAUUACAAGUCAUUGCGUAUAUAUGCAUUAAAUGCAUAUAUACGCAAAAACUAUUGCUAUUGGUACUUCUACUUUUGCGCUGCAUACUCCACGGAGGAGGCGUUUGCGCUGGCCACUCUGUUGGAGUACGUCACGAAGGGGGUGGAGCUGGAGUUCCAGGGGCGACUGAGUGACACUAUCCUGUGUAAAAACGUCCCACCCGCCCAUAGUCAACGUCGGAAAUCUGCUAGACAAACCAACAAGCUUCGGCUGUUGCGCAUGACAAGUUCUUUGGCGACGUCGUAGCGUGUACAUAAUAUGUAGUGAGGUCACCGAACGGUUCUAACCUGGUAGUUUUCUUGCCAUGAAGUGCCAAAAACGACUGGCAGUUUUGAAGCCUGUAAAGCGUUUUCUUGUAUGAAAAAGCUCGCAGCGUGCAAGCCUGUUUGGCUUUGUUAUCAACGAAUCGCCUGCGGAAACUAUCGGUCGCCGCUUGAUAAAACGACGCAGGGGCGCCGGCAAAAGAGGCGCCCUUCUGAGGCGCCCACCGCCUUAGUUUCUGGCGAUUUGGGGUGCCCAAAAGGGCGCCCGAAAAAAACGCGCCAAAAAUCAGAACAGCGAAACCGCAUGGCACGGCCGCGAUUUCGGAGCAUUUUUGGCGGCCGCGAAAGCGGCCGCCUUUUCGCCCGUUUCUAAGCGGGAGAAGCUUUGCAAAAAGCGCCAGCGCGAAAAAAAAAAACGCAAAAAAGAAAAAGCGCGCCGGACGCGCGAAGCCAAUCCGCAUGCUAUGGGCCCGGUUUUUCUUUGGUUUUUGGGCGCCCCCCGUGGCGUCAGAAUCGGGCCCAUAGCGUGGGGAUUGGCUUUCUUAAGGGAAUUCCGAAAAUUUGCCAAAAAUCUGUUAUGUUUUUCAACCGGCCGCCAUACCGCGCGGCAUAACCUUACCCACGGUGGCACGGAGGGCCCACAAAAAGCAGGCGCCCUUCCGGCUCGCGGCGGGCCAAGGUUUGGGCAAGAAAGCGCCACCGACCUCACUACCUCCGCCAUGGCGGCUAUAUUUGGUAUGUCCGGUUUAGCUAAUUCGCCAGCAUCGUAAAGCUAGCGUACCAGGCUGAUUGGAGAAUGAAUGACAAACACCGAAACAGCACGGAGAAAAAAUGCUUCUCAUGUUGUUGGGGCUCCGCAUGAAAAUCGCAAACGUCCGCAGCAUGCGACGUUGAGUUACAGCUAGGGGGUGGGGACCUUUUUACUUGGGAUAGACGCCGCGGAUCCGCAACCCCUCGACCCGGGUUUCCGUUUCGUCAUGAACACUGACCUCGGACAGGGAGUGGCCCUGCACACCUAUCGUAAGGAAAAAUCCCCCCUCCCCAUAUCUAAAAGGUACUCCUCAGAAAAUUUGUAAUGCUGAUUUGUGACCACAAAUCUUUUUGUCUUGCACGUUGCAACUCUACAGUCCACUCCGCCGCAUUAUGCGGACGGUUUGUGAUGCAGCUGCUUGAGCUUUCGCUAUGGCAUAGAUAUUUGCGAUGCGAGGUUGAGACACUGGCUGCCAGCUAUUUACAAACAGGAACAUAGUUAGUAUGGCAAACAGUUACUCGGCGCUCGCCUGAAGAAGCGAGCACACAAUAGAUAUUUGCGAUGUUAAGCGUGGCCCACGUCGGAAGCUCUGCACUCAGGCACGGCACAUACCUGCAGAAGUCCUCUACUGCAAGACAGCUCUGAUCUUCUGUGUACGGAAAUCCAGCGUCAGGAGCUUCGUUUUGAUAUGGAUUUUUCCUUUUGAUAGCACCAAUCUCAAUGAUUUCUUCCGGGAAAUCACCGGCAAGGAUGGGUACAAAAGUACCGGGACCCCCGCGCUCUAUCAAACGCAAAAGUGUCGGGGUCUGGAACAACGCCACUUGUCAUGCUGAAUCUGAAUCAUGUAAAAAUCUGCGUUGCGACAUGGCUCGCCCGAGUCAUUGACGAACCGGGAAGACGGGAGGCGGGGUCUACCGUUUUCAGACCGGCCAGCCGCCGUGAGUGGUUGCCACCUCUGUUAUUGAGGGAGCGCGUGUCUUCCUCGACUGAGUUGCGUGCGCGGCCCAUCCGUGUUCCGCGUAAAUCUCUACAGGAGAGGGCGCGCCCCGUCGAAGGGCUCCCUUCCGGACAGAGCGCCCCGAAAGCUUUUUAGCGCACCUUUAUGAUGGCCUUACUGUUAUAAGAUUUUGGAUCAGUUUGUAGAACCCAAACGGUUCAUCUUUAUGCUAGCAAAGGGCCAGUGCGUUGUGAACCCCUUGGACCAGGUUGACCCAGCCCCGACCGAAGUGGUAGGCGCUUCGGGUGAACUAUGUAUGUAGAAAUAGGGCCCUUCCGUGCGGCCAUUUGUAUGUCCCAAAACGGGGCUCGCCUAAGUCGGUCACUUGUAUGCGAGGCGUUGGGUUACCCGGUCGGCAGAGCCGAUCCACAACGAGCGAGCGAAUGAUUGCCAAAAGCUGCCCACUUUUGACCUAAUCGAGAGGCGGUUUCUACUCGCGCAGCUGUAGGCAUGAUAGAACUCUCACAGAAUGAUCUGUCAUGCUACGUCCUACAUACCAGACGAGGCCGGAUGGGUGAGGAAAAACCUGCAUGGCAAGUCUGGCAUUCUUCUAGACGACCCAGACAUUUUUGCACUUGAUACGCUCCUCCCAGACCCCAUUCUGACCGCCAACGCAGGGUCCCAGCGACUGUUUUUCAGCACGACUACGCAGUUCCUGCUGGCCCGUCACUUGGCCAAUCCCGAUUACUACAACCCGUCGCGUUACUACGCCGGCUUCGAGGCCCCCGUGUCUACUAUGUCUGAAAAAAACGUUAUCCUGAGUAAAAACGUACCCACACCAGAGUUGUAAUGCAGAUUUGCAAUGACAGGAAGACUCGUAAUGCGCAUCCGCAUGAGAGCCAAUUCCAAUCGUGUUUUGGAAUUUGUGAUGCUGUGAACAGGAUGACCAGAUGAAUCUGUGACGCGGCUGCACUUGCUAACGUGCACUACACUGCAGAGCGCAACUUGUCAUGCGUGACUCACAAAACUCCUAGGUUUGUGUUGCAAAAUCCUCAUCCUGACUCUGGUGUGGGUACGUUUUUACUCAGGAUAAACGUUUACAGGGUUCCGCUCGGUGCGCUUCCCGCCUCGGAUGCCCAAGACCAGCACUUCACGCCACUGGCCGCUCUGCCCGGUGGACAGCGCCAGCUCGCGCACGGUUAUGAUUCGAGGGGUCGCGGCUACGGCGGCAUGGUUAUGUUCGUGGACGGAGUGCACCAGUGGAUGGAAUACGGUCAAGGAAGUUACAAAAAAUUUCUCCCGCCGGCUAUUACAAUGAAAAAUUAUGCCCCCACAACGAGGACCCGAGAACUUUAAGGCAAUAACUUCCCGUCUUGCAUCUACCAGCAUCACAAAUUCAUUUCCAUGCUAAAUAGCUCGAUUUUUUGCUGCAAAGGAGCCCAAGAACAGCAGCCGGAUCUGUUAUGGAAAGGAUAUCACCUUGCGCACCUAGAAGUAGAUUCUGCAUCAGCAAGGCUCGUGCUAGUCCUUUCAUGCAUAGAAGUAGACAUAAUUACGAGCUCUGUAUUUGAGAGCCUUCUGCAUGAGAAACAAACUUUCGCAUAUUCCGGGGUCGUCGUAGGGCCAUUGUUUUUCAUUGUGAUAGCGAAGGAAACUUUUGGGGGCCCCCCUUACUCGGGCGUGCGGAUCGGCGGGCCCCUGGCAGCCAUCACGGUCGGACCCCCGGCCCCGCCGAGCGAUCAGGUAUGAACUGCAAAUUAUAUGUCUGGGUCCUCUGGAGAAUGUGAAUGCAACAAACACAAACUUGUGAUGCGCAUUUCAGAGCACAGAAAAAUCUCUCAUGCAUAGGCAGCAAAAGUUCCCACUUUCUGGCACCAAAAUGGGGCGACAUUUGUCCUGCGGAUUCGGCAUUGCAGACGCUUCUCGAAUAUUAAACCUGUGAUGCUAGAGCUUCCAUGCCAGACCUUCUGUGUCAUGGAAAAACAGCAUGACAAGACCCAAACGCUUUUGCAUUUGAUAUCAGGAAGACGGCGACAACUUUUUCGGACUGGGGAUCGGGGUCGGGAUCGGCAUCUUCGUUGGCGUGGGCUUGUGUCUCUGCGGUUGCUGCUUCGCCGCUUUUAUGCACUGCAAAAAUAUCGUAUUCGUAUAAAUGCAUUACAAAUUUCCUCAGCAUGAGAAAUAAAAUUUGUAAUGCAGAUUUACCUUAACAAAAAGGAUUUGCAAUGCAUGACUGCAAUACGAGUACGAUACUUUUGCACAGGAUAGCCUUUUACCUCUUUCACCAGCACGGCCACGCCCAGGAGCGGGUGUCCCUAUGGAUUGUAAAAAUGUCUGGAUCCUCUGGAAGGUUGGGACUUGUAAUGCUAGCUUUCCAUACCUAGAAAGUCUGUAUUGCGUAACGAACAAAAGUCGCAGCCUCUUUUGUCAUGCAAAGUCGCAGUUUCUCAUGCGGAUUGCCUGUGAGAAAGCGUUAGCGUUUAUUUGGGAAGUUGUCAUGCCGGAUUUCAUUCGGAAGUGAUGUUUUCAUCAUGCACAUUUUAGCAUCACAAGUUUCCAGACCCAGACACUUUUACAGUUGAUAGUCCCAGCUGGAAGACCACGUGCGGGCGACCACGGGUGACCACCCGCCGCCGCCGCCGGAGAAAAAGUCCGUCGUGGCGACGGCGAUCGAGCUGGUCACCAAGCCCGUCGAGUCGGUUUCGGGCACUGUCGCCGGGGUCUCGGUACGAACUGAGAAAACCGAUAUCGUACUAGUAUCAAUUGCAUUGCAAAUUUCCUGAGCUGCGUGAAAAAUGAAAUUCGUAAUGCUGAUUUGCCUUUAAGAGAUGAGAUUUGUAAUGCAUGGCUGCAAUUAGAAUUACUACGAGUGCGAUACUUUUGUAAUUCAUACUCGGCGUCGCGGUCCUCCCAGUUCGACGGCGGCGAGAUGGUUUAUGGAAGCGUCAGGUUUGAAAUCGACAAAGUUGAAAGAAUUUGCCAUGCAUAAAAUGGAUACCAGUUGGAAGCCCAGUGUCCAAGCGGCGCAUGACAAAUUUUCGGAGUACGGGAAUCCAAUUUGUCAUGCUGUUUACUUAGGCACAGAAGGAGAAGACUGCUUUUGCCAUGCUCCUUUGGCAGCUCUAUCCCAAAUCCUGAAUAGGCUCGCAAUGAAUCUGCCUCACUUGCCAUCCCGGCAAGACAGGCACUUCAUGCCUUGCAUUUUAUGCAUUACAAACUACCAGCCAUGCUCCGGCUACCGCCGGAGCGCAAGGCUGUUGUGCUGGGGUUUGACUAUUUGCGGAUCGGGCCGCGACGCAAGAGCCUUGGGCACAGCGUGACGGACCGAGGGAACUUCAGGCGCCAUUUUGCGCGAGGUCAACCCGCAAGGCCUCCUGCGCGCUUCCCGCGCCUUUAGGCGCUAUGCGCAGGGGGCAGCUGCAGUAAACUUUGGGGGCGAAGAGAUGCCGCCCCGGCGUAGGUGCGUGCCGAAAGAAUCAGACAGAGGCCGGCGCUGCUCUUUGUUUAUCACCGCCCCGCGCCCGCCCACCUGAUUCCCCGCGGAAAUAAAACUGUUGGCGCGAGAGGGUGGCGCAAGAGGGUGGCGCGAGAGGGUGCGCGAGAGGGUGGCGCGAGAGGGUUCGGGCUUUUGCAUGAAAGGGCCGCAAAAAAUUCAGCCCUGUGCCGGGCGGAUUCGGGUUUUUUUACCCCUCUCGCAGACCCUCUUUUUCACCUCUUCCGAGAGGUUUUGCUAAUAAUCCGGCUAUACUCGCCGGUAGAGGUCUACAAAGGUGGCCGAGAGGUGGCCCAGAGGGUGCGCGAGAGGUCUCCCCUUAUUCGCGCAACAUCUCGGCACCUCUGCCCACCUCUCGCUUGCCCUCUUUUUUACCUCUCGGCCACCUCCGUGCCGCUUAGCGGCCCUAAAGGGCGACCGGUUCGGCGGGCUAUACUCGCGCCCCCUCUCGGCCACCCUCUCGAAUUACCUCCCGCGCCACCUCUCCACCUCUGUCGACCUCUUUUGUACCUCUUUUGGCCUCUUUUUGGCCUCCCUGCCACCUCUCGUUUACCCUCUCUAGACCAAUAUUUUCGCAUGAAUAUAAUAGAUAGUAAUUUAUUCAACUUUGACGAUUCCAAUCCUGACGCUUCCAUAUGGUUGUGGUGACAGACCCGGUUUUUGUGGAGAAAAAGCUGUCGGUUUACGACGACAUAUCAAAUGCAAAAAUGUCCGGGUAGUCUAGGAGGAUUCGAAUUUGUGAUGCGAAGUCCUACAUCAUGAGAAAAUCUGUCAUGCAUGGCUAGCAAAAGGCCGCGCCUUUUGUUUAUUCCGAGAGAGGGGAUUUGUCCUGCGGAUUAGGCAUUCUUGGGAUACCCGCUCAGAAUCUGUGAUGCGAAAGCUUGCAUGCCAGACGAUCUGGCUCAUGCAAAUACUGCAUGACAGAUCUCGCAUUCUUCCAGACCCAGACAUAUUUGCAUUUGAUACGACACUCAGAGUCGCAAGUCCCGCCGGUCGUCGCGCGCGAAUAUCAAAUGCAAAUAUGUCAUCUGGGUCUGGAAGAAUGCAACUGCAACUUGUGAUGCUGUCUCUGCAUUUAAAAAAAUAAAACUGUAUUGCAUCAUGACCAGCAAGAGGAUUUCACAACUUUGUGCAGCUACAUGGAGACAAUAUAAUUUCUCAUGCGGAAUAGUCUUAGGCAUCAGGAAGCUGUCUAGAAAAAAAAAUCUGUGAUGCUAGGUCACGCACGACUACAGGCGUCAUGGGUCUUCAUCAUGUAAAAUUUGCAUGACAAGUCUUGCACUGUUCCAGACGGAGACAUUUUUGCACUCCAUAGCGAACAAGUCGAUGCAAUCUGUGCCGGACGACGAGGCCGGCGGCACGGCGAUCGUGCCCUCCAGCAGUGCCAAGCCGCGCCGAAGCUCGAGGCGGCAGGAUGCGGAAGCCGCACCGCCCCGGCGAAGCUCGCGGCGCGAAUCCCGGAUGAAGAGCAUCCAAGAUGACGCUGACCUCCCUGGUGCCGAGGAGCCGGACGCCAUUCCGGCGGAAGUGUAGGUAUUUACUACGAGGACCACGUCGAGUCGAGUAUUUAUCUUCACUAGUGAGCUAAUAGCAGCCCAGCCUUUCAUUUGCAGCGUGAUUAUAUCAGGAGGUGCAUGUAGUCACAUUGAUGUCUAUGUCUAUCCUGAAAAAUGUAUUCAUUUCGUCAGGUCUACUCGAGCUUGCGCCGUGCCUUCUCCGUCCAAGUCCCGUGGCCGAGGGAGAAAGGGACUAUUAUCAUGGGGUUUGUUUUACAGGGUUUUGUUUAGGGUUCCUAGUAUCUAGGUGGUGGUCAUGAAGGUAUCUACUAUCCAUUUCGAUCUUGUUCAGCAUAAGCAUUCGGCACUAAUCUCGUACGAAAAAAAUCGCAAAGUACUACUGCAGCAUCUGUCACGUUUUGUUUACUUUUGAAGGAUCUAGAUCUACGCGUCGUGGUCUAGGUCCCGUACUGAAGUCUAUGAAUUUACGCAUCGUAGUACCGUUUUAUAUAUUCCUUUGUUUAGUUUUGAUUUUGAAGGAUCUACGCAUCGAUCUUCCCGUACUGUCUAUGAGUUAUCCCUCCACGACGCACGAAGAAAUGGGACGACUUCUGAUCAGUUCGCGAGUUGGCGUACAGGACCGGAGGUGUAGUACCGAAUGGCAUCGGGAUUUGUCCUCUUUCUCUUUUUCUUUGACAUGAUUCAGCUCGAGUUAUUCACCUUGGACUUAGUUGGUUGUACACAACAUCAAGACUAAUUACUUAGGUGCUGGAGAAAAAUGCAAAAAAAAUUACAUAUGAAAAAAACACAAAAAAAUACACAGUUGUCACGAAACGCAAAAAGAUACG